Messenger RNA from Tachysurus fulvidraco (yellow catfish), 3458 nucleotides. It is a transcript of the gene kirrel1a, whose product is annotated as kirre like nephrin family adhesion molecule 1a. Gene Ontology annotation, molecular function: cell adhesion molecule binding. The transcript has 15 exons. Gene Ontology annotation, biological process: cell-cell adhesion. The coding region runs from base 285 to 2729 and encodes 814 amino acids. The record is from RefSeq and is a predicted model, not a curated record. Lineage: Eukaryota; Metazoa; Chordata; Actinopteri; Siluriformes; Bagridae. Gene Ontology annotation, cellular component: cell-cell junction.
GAGAGAGAGAGAGAGAGAGAGAGAGAGAGAGAGAGAGAGAGAGAUGCGAGGAAUGUGGCGAUAAUGAGAAAACGGAGCGCUUCUUGAACGCAACGCAGGAGCAGCCAGGGGAAAAAAACGGAACAGAAUAGUUUGCGUGGAGAAAUCUAAAGAAAGACCGACGCCCCAGCAAACGCGCAUGGAAAGGAUUGCUAUUAGGCGCUAUUGGCAGAGCCGUGCGGGGAUUUUCUGACGCUCCCCAUGCGGAGAUUUGAGUUGCGUCUUCGUCUCGGCUCGGAUGAACCAUGCAGAGGCUGCUGCAGCUUGUCCUGAGUCUGGUGCUCACUUCUCACACCGUGUGGACGGCCCGGUUCUCUCAGGAGCCAGCAGAUCAGUCGGUGGUUCUGGGCCAAAGAGUUGUUCUGUCCUGCGUGGUCUUCAAUUACUCAGGCAUUGUGCAGUGGACCAAGGAUGGGCUGGCUUUAGGCAUUGGAGAAGACCUUAGAGCUUGGCCGAGGUACCGAGUGCUGCGUCUGGUGGAUGUUGGGCAGUACAAUUUGGAGAUCUCAUCAGCUGAACUCUCAGAUGACUCUCUCUAUGAGUGCCAGGCUACAGAAGCUGCCCUGCGCUCCCGCAGAGCCAAACUCACCGUACUCAUUCCCCCUGAUGAGCCGGUUAUUGAGGGUUCCCCAGAGAUCCUUCUCAUUGCAGGGGAUUCUCACAACUUGAGUUGUGUGUCACGUGGAGCCAAACCCCCUGCAAUUAUAGAAUGGCAAAAAGACGGGCUGCCUGUAGAGGGGGCAGUCAGCACAACGGAGGUGCUACCUGAUAGGAAGCGAGUCACCACUCACAGUUUCCUGCCUGUUGUCCCAGUGGACACUGACACAGGAAAGAACUUCACAUGUGUGGCCACCAACCAGGCCGUACCCUUUGGAAAACGCACCACUAUCACAUUAAAUGUGCACCAUCCUCCUGUGGUGGUGUUAUCCAUUGAACCACGUUCGGUUCUGGAAGGAGAGAGAGUGACGUUCACCUGCCAAGCCACUGCCAACCCCCCUGUUAUGGGCUACAAAUGGGCUAAGGGCGGCGUGAUCAUCCAGGGUGCGAGAGAGCGUGUGUUUGUCACUAAAGCUGACCACUCUUUCUUCACCGAGCCUGUUUCUUGCCUAGUGUUCAACGCCGUGGGGAGCACCAACGUCAGCAUACUGGUGGACGUCCACUUUGGUCCUAUCUUGGUGGUCGAGCCAAAGCCAGUGACAGUGGACAUGGAUUCUGAUGUCACGUUGAACUGUAAGUGGGCAGGCAAUCCCCCUCUCACCCUCACAUGGACAAAGAAGGGGUCCAGCAUGGUGCUGAGUAACAAUAACCAGCUGUAUUUGAAGUCAGUGAGCCAGGCCGAUGCUGGCCAAUAUGUGUGCAAGGCCAUAGUGCCCAGGAUCGGGGUAGGAGAGACAGAGGUCGCUCUCACUGUCAAUGGUCCUCCCAUUAUAUCCAGCGAGCCAGUCCAGUACGCAGUCAGAGGAGAGAGAGGCGAAGUGAAGUGUUACAUCGCCAGCACUCCUCCACCGGACAAGAUUGUGUGGGCAUGGAAGGAGAACGUGUGGGACAAAGAGAAAGGUACUCUACCAGAACGCUACACGGUGGAGCAGAGUAAGCCAUCUUCUGAUGGAGGUGCAGUGCUGUCUACACUCACAAUCAACAAUGUCAUGGAGUCCGACUUCCAGUCCACCUACAACUGCACGGCCUGGAACGCAUUCGGCCCGGGAACCAUGAUCAUCGCUCUGGAAGAGACUGAAAUCGUUCCAGUUGGUAUCAUUGCUGGCAGCACUGUACUCUGCUCCAUUCUGCUAGUGCUCUGUCUGCUGGCAUUAUUCCUCUUCUUAUAUCGUCAACGUAAAGGAAGUCGCCGAGGGGUCACGCUCGGUAAGCCAGACAUCAAGGUGGAGACAAUAAACAAAGAAACCCACAGCUUAGAGGAAGACUCAGCCAGCGUCUCCACAGCAAGCCGCAUGGUCAAGGCUAUGUACUCGUUUUUGCCCUCUGUGACCCUUUCUCCCUCCUCUCAGCCUUUUAAAGAUGACAUUGAUAUCAAACCAGACCUACGCAGUGACACCUUGGACACACGUCAGGACUAUGACAUCAAGGACCCAACAAACGGCUAUUACAACGUGCGAGCCUCCACCCAUGAUGAAGGUCGUCCUGCGUCCCGCUCCAUGCACUACUCUGACUAUCGGACCUCUACUGCACCAGGCCCGUCUGCAGCUGUUGGUGGUAGCUCGGGCACAGGAGCUACAGCAGGUCCUGGAACACCAAGCAGCUUGGCUCCUGGCUCACGAGCCGGCUGCUACGACCCUCGACCUCCUUCCAGACUCAGCUAUGCCCAGUUCAACACCUUCAGCAGACCAAGUCAGUCUCAGCAGCCUCCGCCCAGCUCCGGGCCUCAGACAGGCGACUUUCCAGCUGAAUGCAGUCUCCUAGAUUCGCCACCACAGUUACCAUAUGAGAACUACAGCUACCCAUCGCACUACCCCACGUAUCGUCUCGGCUUUGCUCCUCCCAGCCUCGCUCCAUUAGAAAGCGGAGCAGCGUACGAGAUGUAUAGCGUGGGACCAAGCGUAAGUGUCGGAGGCACUGCCGCCACCCCGGACAGCGGACUCGGGAAGUACGGUAGUUCCACGCGCUUUUCCUACACCUCGCAGCAUUCUGACUAUUCCCACCGACACACACAGAGGAUGCAGACGCAUGUGUGAAGGAGGAGCGAAAGGUCACAUUGCGCUGCUCUUCUGCACUUCAUCAGACACACUUGACCACAGACACAAACACACACAGGAGGAAGUUGUAAAGAAAGUGAGAAUGAGCGAUGGGAAUCAGAUCAGAAAGCACAGUAGAAAGAGUGGGAGGGAAAUCGAGAGGUGAGGGAAUUCUCUUUUCAGCUUUUUUUCUGCUUAUUUCCUCAGCUCAAGGAGCUGUUGGCAAAAGUCACAAUCAAUGAUAAACGUAGCAUUCAUGAAGGAUCUAAACUCUUCGAAGCGCUGACUUGUAUAGGUGUGAAUAUCUUGGAGUUAGCAUGACCACAGAAGUUGGUCAUGGAAGACUUUUGUAUGAAAUGUUGUUAAUGGCUUCUUCAACUCGUCUCCACACCUUUACAAAGCGUCAUAUACGAAAGCAAUAUAACAGAGAUUACAGCUACAGUAGACUCACAGUGGUUCAAUUAUGAUUCCUGAAACAGCCUUGCAGACUUUUAUUAGUUCCUCACAUCCAGCCAUGAGCAAAGCACCAAACUAAGCACAGCACUAUAUGACCAUAUAUCCUUGGCUACCAAAGCAUUAGGGGUGUAACGAUACGCAAAUCACAUUCAAUAUGAAGCUUUUCAUUCGAACAGGCUGAAACAUGAAGUAUGCUAUUUGGCAUUAAAUAAUGCUUAUGUUAUUUAGUCCGACACACUUCCUUAUUAAUAAAAAAAAAAGCUUCAUCUUUAU